Messenger RNA from Tetranychus urticae (two-spotted spider mite), 2473 nucleotides. RefSeq names its product nicotinate phosphoribosyltransferase (gene Naprt). Lineage: Eukaryota; Metazoa; Arthropoda; Arachnida; Trombidiformes; Tetranychidae. The record is from RefSeq and is a predicted model, not a curated record. Gene Ontology annotation, biological process: NAD+ biosynthetic process via the salvage pathway. Gene Ontology annotation, cellular component: cytosol. Gene Ontology annotation, molecular function: nicotinate phosphoribosyltransferase activity.
UUAACUGUCAUGUGUUUUCCUCUUUAACAUCAGAUGACUUCUCAUGUUAUGAUAACCAUAUCCUCGAUCUAAAGCUAUCUUCGUCAUUUGUUCUGUGUAUUAGUGAUUAGAUAUCCACAUUUAAUUAAUGAAUUCGAAAGCAAAUCAUCAAUUAUUUGGUCCUUCAAAUAGAGUUUACAUUAAAUAAAAAAGAAUGGCCCACAAUGAAUUUAAAAGCAAUGUUAUCCAGCCAUUGUUAACUGAUCUUUACGAAGUUACAAUGGCUUAUUCCUUUUGGAAAGAUCGUAAACACGAUGUAAGAGCUGUGUUUGAUCUCUUUUUUCGAAAGAACCCUUUUCAAGGAGAGUUUACAGUUUUUGCUGGUUUGAAGGAUUGUUUACUUUAUCUCGAAAGUUUUCGUUUCUCGGCCAGUGAUAUCUCAUACCUUAAAAGCAAAUUACCUAAAAACACUGAACCAGAAUUUUUCGAUUAUCUUGCAAGUUUAACUGCUAAAGAUGUUACUGUACAUGCGGUCGAAGAAGGUACAAUUGUUUUCCCGAAAGUUCCCCUUGUAUCUCUUGAAGGUCCUUUAGCAGUGGUUCAAUUAUUGGAAACAACAUUUUUAACAUUAAUUAAUUUCGCAAGUCUGGUUACAACUAAUGCUGCUCGAUACCGUCUAGCUGCUCCUGAAAAUGUCAGAUUACUAGAGUUUGGACUCCGUCGUGCUCAGGGUCCUGAUGGUGGCUUAUCUGCAUCAAAAUAUGCUUUUACCGGAGGAUUUGAUGGAACCAGUAAUCUUCUCGCUGGUAAAAUUUUUGAUAUUCCUGUUUCUGGAACUCAUGCUCAUUCCUUUGUUAUGACCUAUUCUAAUGUUAACCAACUCAAUUCACGGACAUUGAAAAACGUCCAUGAUGGGAAAGAGUAUGACUUUGUUGCUGCAUGCUUUGAGUGGAGGGCUAAAAUCGCCAAUAAACUUGGUAUAGUCGAGUCUGAAGCUAACGAUGGCGAAAUAGCUGCUUUCAUUGCCUAUGCACUUGCAUUUCCCGAAUCAUUUGUCGCUUUAGUUGAUACCUACAAUGUUUUGAGAAGUGGUUUAUUGAAUUUUGCAGCAGUCGCAAUGGCACUUGAUCAGUUUGGUUAUCAUCCCAUUGGAAUUCGCAUUGAUAGUGGUGAUUUAGCUUACCUAUCAAAGGAAGCAUAUAAAUUAUUUCAACAAAUUGCAAAUCACUUUGAGUGCCCGUGGUUCACAUCAUUGCACAUUAUUGCAUCAAAUGAUCUCAAUGAAGAUACAAUUCAUUCAUUGAAUGAUCAAGGACACAAAAUAACUUCCUUUGCCAUAGGAACUCAUUUGGUUACAUGUCAAAAACAACCUGCUCUUGGUUGUGUUUACAAGCUCACGGAAAUCAAUUCUCAACCUUGCAUCAAACUGAGUGAAGAUUUAGAUAAAGUGACUAUUCCUGGGCGUAAAAAAGUUUAUCGAUUAUACGGUCAGGAUGGUUUUGCAAUCCUCGAUUUGCUUGCUAAAAGCAAUGAAAAAGAACCACAAGUUGGUGAUCGAAUCCUUUGUCGUCAUCCAAUUCUCGAAUCUAAACGAGCAUUUGUUAUACCCUCUUCAGUGACUUGUUUGCUAGAAAAAUGGUGGUACAAUGGAGAGAUUACUCGCCCACUACCUACAUUAGUAGAUAUAAAGAAUAAAGUAUCAAAGGGUCUCGCAACUCUCCGUCCUGACAUGAAACGUCACUUAAAUCCAACUCCAUACAAAGUAUCAGUGACUGAAACAUUAUAUGAAGAGAUGCAUUCAAUUUGGUUGGAGAAUGCACCUAUUGGUGAAUUAUCAUAGAAUGGCCCAAAGCAAAAAAGAUGCUGGAAAAACAUCAAUCUCAAGUUUACAAUGAAUCAGUUUCUGGCCAGAUAAAAGUUCAAAUUUUACCCAGUUUUACAGGUUUAUUCGCUCUCAAACAAACGAGCUUUAGCCUAGUUAGUUUUUACAGAUUAUUUAUUUUAGGUCAGAUCAAAAAUAUGAACAAAAAGUUAACUACUGCCUUGAUCAAUGACCUUUUUAUGAUUUUGACUGAUUAUCAAUUCAAUGGUCAGCAGUAAUACCUUAAAAUAUGCGACUUUAAGUUUCUUUUGAAAGUCUCUUCAUAGCUUUGCCAUAUUAUGGAAAUGAUCGAAUCAAUCUAAUAGCAUACAAAAUUUGGACAGAAUUGGAACCAAAGCUUCAUCUUAACUAUGAAUUUCGGUGAACUUUCUUGUUAAUGAGUUUACAAAUCUCUGUGGGACCCAAAAUGUCACUAAAUAUAUUGAUAAAUUGAAUGAUUUCAUGUCAUGCCAUAACUUUGGCAAAUUGAUUUUAUGUCUGCUAAUUUUUUUAGCUUUUAUUAUUUGGUGUUGAUAUAAAUGUAAUAACUAGAAGUAUUUAAUUAAUACCUCUUCUCAUUGUGAUUCAGAGUGAACAAGUUAUUUUAUUGUGUGUUAUUAAAUUCAUUAAAAA